Clavispora lusitaniae ATCC 42720 is the source of this 462-nucleotide messenger RNA. NCBI's taxonomy places the organism in Eukaryota, Fungi, Ascomycota, Pichiomycetes, Serinales, Metschnikowiaceae. The record is from RefSeq and is a predicted model, not a curated record.
AUGUGGGCGACCGCACCUUGUCGCAAUCGCGCAAGUGGGAUCUUAUCCAGCAGAAGUUUGAGCGGUACAAGCUCAGUCGCGGCACCACGCCCAUAUCUGUCCCCACUGUGCGGACGCUUCAGCGGCAGAUGGCCACCGCAUUGCGCAAAGCGCAAACACUACAACUUGCAGAUCCGCCGCGCGCUCCCUUUGAUGUAUUUCGCCACUUGCUGUUGCAAAGUCUGCUUGCCGACUUGGAGCGCGCUGUGCUUGAGUUGUACAACUUGUCUGAGGCAUAUAAAACGGGCCAGACCGUGGGUCCACUCCCGGACAUUGUGCAUUCUUUUGCGGACCUGCCGAUUGAGGCGGAACCGGACGCAGAAGACGCCCCCAAUACGCCGAGCCCACAUGCGUCAGAUCUGGGCGACGACAUGGACGUGCCUGAUGCCAUGGCGCCUCUUCUUGCGAGCUUGCAUGCAUUGA